Messenger RNA from Lepus europaeus (European hare), 1722 nucleotides. Its product is annotated as collagen alpha-1(I) chain-like. Lineage: Eukaryota; Metazoa; Chordata; Mammalia; Lagomorpha; Leporidae. The transcript has 4 exons. The record is from RefSeq and is a predicted model, not a curated record. Bases 1 to 1722 code for a protein of 573 amino acids.
AUGCGCACUGCGCCCGCAGCCCUGGACCAUUUGUCAGGACUACCCGGUGUGGGGGCCGUGCGGAAGGCAGCCGGGCGCGGCGGCCGCUCGCCUCCUCGCCGGCGCGCAGGCGGCGGGAUGCCGGCGGCGGCGGCGGCGCCGGGGCUCCGCCGGGGUGCGUGUCCGGGUGGGCGCCGCCGCCGCCGCAGCUCGGGCGGCGAGCGCGGCCGCCGAGGCAGGGGGGCGCCGGCGGGGACAGGGCGGGGAGGGGGGGGGGCGCGGGGGCGGCCGGGGCCGCGGAUCGGUGCGGCGGGAGGGCGCGAGCCCCGCGCGCCGCCCCUGCGGGCCCCUCCGCCCGUGUGGCCUUUGUGCCGGGCGCGCACCGGGGAGCGAGCGAGCGAGCGGGCGAGCGCGAGAAGUACAAGUCCGGGCGGCCGAGGCAGUGGGAAAAGAGGCCGGGCCACUUUCCGCCCGCUCGGGCUGCGGAGAACGGACCGGUUGAAUGUGCAGGCGCGCCUGCCGGCGUGUGCCGGUGCGCGGCCGAGAGCGAGGCCUCCGCGGCUCCCACCGCGCACACGCGCACCCACACGCACGCACACCCGCGCGGGUCCGCGCGGGGCUCGGCGGCCGAGAGUUUGCGUUCGCGUCCUCGCCGCCGCCUCCCCCUUCCCUAGCGAGUGUGUGAGAAUUUCAUAUAGAUCAGCUCCAAUUUCCGCCAUUUUGGGAAAGUUGCACAAAAAUAAACCCUCCGGUUUUAUUUCUGCCCGCGGCAGGAAAGUGCUUCGGGAAGCGAGGCGGCGCGGGCCCGCGGCGGCCGUCCGCGCGGGGGAGGGCGCGGGCCGCGGGCCGGGCCGGGCGCCGGGAGCCCGCGCCGUCGCGGCGUUCGCCCCGCGCCGCGCCGUGCCGCGCCGGGCUGGGUGCGGGCGCGAGGCGGCGGCGGCGGCGGCGGCGGCGGCGGCCGCGCCGGGGCGGCGGGCUGGAGUAGUGGUAGUGGUGGCGGCGGCGGCGGCGGGGAAGCGCGGGGCUGCUUUUCCUGCAACUUGUUUACGCCUGCCUUAUCCUGGGGAGGAGCGGAGGGUCGGGCGCCGCGUGCGGGCGCCGUUCCGGAAUAAUGGGCUGUGCACACUCGCGUCCUGGGCCCGGCGGGCCGUCCUCGCGCCGCUGCGGCGGGCGGGGGAAGUAGAGGCCGGCGGGGGUGGGGAUCGGGAAGCGCAGGAGCGGAGGCAUCCGCCGCGCGCCCCGCGAGCUGGGGAGCCCCAGCCCCCACCCCCGGCCCUCGGCUCCGAGAUCGGCCCACGGCGCGACCGUGAGAGAAAGUUGAAAGGCGGGCGGCUUCCUGCCCGGCGGCCCCGCGCGGGGCGGGGGCGUCCGUCUGUCCGUCUGCGCUCGCUCGCCCGCCGAAGCGGGGGACGGCCGCCGUCCCGGCGCGCGUGGACCGUGGCCCUGGCCCCACCCUUCCACGGGCAGGCUGAGGUAAACGUCGCCUCGGCUUCCCCCUCGGUGUCUCUGCCGCCGCCACCCCGCUUCCUUUUCCUCCCCCUCCCCGCCGGUGUUUCGGAGGGGACCCGAAAAACGGAGUCUCUUUCCUUAUGCAACUUCCUCGGGCGCCCUGGCGCGGCCCUUCCCCCCGCUCCCGCAUCCCUCGGCCCGCGCCGCGACCGCCGCGGGGGCCCCCGCCGGAACCGGUGCGCCCGCACCCAUUCCAAGCGCACGGAAGCCAAAAUAGGUGUCGGAGCGUUGUGA